CAGACACCCAGUCAUUCGGUCACGACGCGCGAUCACGGCAUGUCGUCGGUACGCCGCGUGCACGGGACAGCCGCAGUUGUUGUUGCGUUCGUAGUUUUUCGGUUAUCGCGUUUGUAUAAUAUUUGUAAUAACAAACGAUUAUAAAUAUUAAUGUAGUGCGCGUUUCGUCAUAAAACGAUAUUUAAAUAUUCGAUUCGAAUAUCACCAUAUUUCAGUAUUUCGUUCCACAGACGGUCGUUGGCUACAGUUUCGCGGUAAAUAAAAAAAUAAUAUUAUUUUUAAUUAGGUCGAAAAGAUGUAUUUCAUUCUAACCGCCAAAAGUCUACUGUGGGCCACGUUGAGCGUGGUGUCCACCAUUACUCUAUUCACGGCCAUUUACUCGCCGAAAUGGCUCAUCGGACCUACUGAUUACAACUGUCUAUCGAGCAAAUCGUUGUCCGCUGAAACGAACAACACCGUGGACUCGCCGUACUACGAAGUGCGCUGCCGUCCGUCCGUGGGCAUUUACUACCGGUGUAAAAAAAUCAACGGUAACCAGCACUGUGGUUCGUUCGCUGUCGAAGGACUGGCUACGGAUUCGACGAUGUUCCCGUUCGUAUGGAAGGUCGGCCUGGUGUUAAUGUCCGCUGGCGUUUUCGUCAGUUUUUUAAUGGCUGCUUUGGCCGUGGUCAGCUUUUGCAAACAAUCGAUAAGCAAGAAAAGCGUGUUUGGGAUAGCUGGUUCUGGGCAAGGACUCGCCGUUUUACUCUAUUUGAUCGGUGUUAUUUGUUUCGCCGCUGGUUGGGGUUCGGAACGCGUGGUGAUGCUGUGUGGAACUCAAUCCGUGCCUUUUGUCUCUGCGGAUUGCACGAAUGGAUCAGGUUUGUACACUGCAGCUUUUGGUAUUGUUCUCACUUUCGCCACUGCCAUGUUGUCGGGACCAGCGGACCGGGCAACGUCUAGCGACAAAGUAGCACUUCAACUCGAACAAGGAGAAAAUAUUGUCUUUUUAUUAUAAUGUUAUUUUAUAAAUGUUUAUUUUGUACUUUGUGCACAUGUACAUAAUAAUAUUUUAAUUAUAAUACGUACUUUAUAAUUAUAUCUACUUAAUUGCUUUUGUUACGUAAAAUCUUAUACCUAUAUCGUGUAAUGAUAAAUAUUUAUAAGCGAUACUGUAUUUUUAUUUUUUCAUAUUUAUAAAAAUAAUUGUGUACACAUUUUCAAUGUGCUUUACAAUAUAUUUUUUAUUAAAUUGUGUCGUUUUAAUAUAUUUAAUAAUUUAUAUAA
Molecule: messenger RNA, 1266 nt
Organism: Rhopalosiphum padi (bird cherry-oat aphid)
Lineage: Eukaryota; Metazoa; Arthropoda; Insecta; Hemiptera; Aphididae
Product: LHFPL tetraspan subfamily member 2 protein
Exons: 5
Coding region: 296-997 (233 amino acids)
Cellular component (GO): membrane
Source: RefSeq, a predicted model, not a curated record